AUGUACAAUUCACCGCAUUUGAAUGAGAAAGGUGGUGCUCUUCCGAUUUCGAACAGUCAUAAGCCUGCCAAAUGUGUGUCUCCAAUAGAUUCUCGGCGUGUUCCUUUAACGACGGCACAAUUAUCAUUGCUUGUAUUAGUGAUUCAAAACUCGACACUGGUAUUAAUGAUGCGGCGCUCACGUGUACAUAAAUCACCCGAACAAGUGUACAUAGCAUCGACAGCGGUGUUCCUCGCGGAGAUAUUGAAAAUCAUAGCUUGCUUGAUAGUGCUUUACAUUCAAAAGCGGACAUUGAAACGAUUCAUUAAUGUUAUUCAAAAAGAAAUCUUUGGACAACCAACCGAAAUAAUAAAAAUGAUCAUCCCAUCUGCACUUUAUGCGUUGCAAAAUAAUCUUCUCUACGUCGCGUUGUCAAAUUUGGAGGCAGCCACUUUUCAAGUCACAUAUCAGAUGAAAAUAUUAUCGACGGCUAUUUUUUCUAUUCUAUUGCUGGGAAGAUCACUAAGUCGCGGUAAAUGGUUGGCUCUGGUGUUACUCAUGAUUGGGGUUACACUUGUGCAACUGCAGACGGUCAAUCAUCAUGUUAUAAGCGACGAGAAGGAGCCAACAUCCGCCACCUCUACCUCUAAAACAUCCACCACUGCCACGCAUAUAUUGAUGGCAGCACAAAAUCCCUUAAUCGGGUUGAUCGCAGUUCUCACUUCUUGUGUUUCAUCAGGAUUUGCGGGCUGUUAUUUCGAAAAAAUCUUAAAGAGUUCUGAGACGAGUAUGUGGGUCAGAAAUAUUCAAUUGGGAGUUUCGGGCUCGACGUUUUCCAUGCUUGCAAUGAUACUUUAUGAUGGUCAAGAAAUCUUGAAUGAUGGAUUUUUUCAAGGGUAUAAUUCAUUGACAUUCGCAGUCGUUGCAAAUCAAGCAUUGGGAGGUUUAUUGGUUGCGAUGGUGGUUAAAUAUGCUGAUAAUAUAUUAAAAGGAUUUGCCACCUCUCUGUCAAUUAUCGUAUCAGGAGUGAUUAGUUUUUAUUUUUUCCAUUUUCAACCAAGUUCACAAUUCGCGAUUGGUGCGCUUAUUGUAAUGAUUUCAACUUAUUUGUACAGUUGUUCUGAUAGAUCAUGUAAUAAUUCCAAAAUUGCACCCCAUUAA
This is a messenger RNA of Ambispora leptoticha, 1140 nucleotides long. Lineage: Eukaryota; Fungi; Glomeromycota; Glomeromycetes; Archaeosporales; Ambisporaceae. The record is from the annotation of a GenBank genome assembly.